UUCAGUUUGGUAACGUGGCAUCCCCGAACAGGUAUACCUGUGCGGUCCGUCUCGUUAUUUAUAAUUUUAUCGUUCUGUUCCACGGAGGAAGGGAAUGAAUAAAAAAAAAAUCGAAAAAUAAAAGAGAAAAAAUUAAGUCGUGUGCGCCCCUACCCCGGCAGGUUUUGUUUUCGCGAGUUUGUGUGCGCGUGUGUUUGUGUAUGCUCGAUCGUGCGCGCCUGCGUGUGUGUGUGUGUAUGUUGUGAUAUAUUUAUAUAUAUAUAUAUAUAUAUAUAUAUAUUAUAUUAUUUAUUGUUAUUGUUCGCGUGUGUUCGAGGUUUGCCGUACAUAGUCGUGCCAGUGCGAAAUUUUUGAAAAAUACCCGUCGUGUUGGUGCCUUUAUCUCGUCGCCGCGUUCGAGAUUUCGAGAAUCUCGCGCGUUCGCGGUUUCGGUUUCGGUUUUUAUAUAAUAUUUUUGUAUACCGAUUGGCGGCCGCGAGCUUGCACUCCUCCGGUGCAGUUGUGUUUUUGGCCUUUGGUUAUUUGUUUAUUUCUACAUUAUUUUUUGUUUUUGUUAUUGUUUGUUUAUCGAUYGCACGCCGGGCGGCCCGAGUGAUCCGAGCACAUUAAAUAUUAAUAAUAAUAAUAAGUAUCACGCGAGCCGCGCUGGUGUCAAUAACCGACAAGUGGGACAUCGCGCGUCAGCAAAGAAGUUUCUCCUUUUUACGGAGAGAGACAUUCUACGCUGCAGCGUGUACCGGUCUGCAAAACGGUCAGUGUAUACGAAUUUUAUGUUUGCAAUCUUCUGAACUGGCAAAAUGGUACCGUGGUGGUUAGGCCUUAGCCUUAUCGUCAACCAACCCAUCUCGGAAGUCAGCUGCGGUGUCUUUAUCACUUGGACGACCACGGCCCUCGUCGACUAUUUCAUAUAAAUCAUGAAGAGACGACACUCAGAGGCCUAAUGGAAUGAAGGAAUCCACAGGCUUUUUCGGCGACCCGUUACCGACGUCGGGAGAAACAGGCACAGAACUGACGGUCCGGGAGCUGGAAGAGAUGGCGUGCCGACAACAGCAUCAGAUCGAGUCGCAGCGGCAGUUGUUGGCUGCCAAAGAGCAGCGACUUCGCUAUUUGAAACAGCACGACGCCAAGCACCACCAGGUGGCGGCGGAGCACGAGCGGCUCCGCCGCCUCCGGGAUAGGGUCGAGGCUCAGGAACAAAAGCUCCGUAAGCUCCGGGCGCUCAGAGGUCAAGUGGACCAGACUAAACUCAACAAUGCCACACUCACUUCUGACCUGGAAUCGAUCCGUGCCUUGUUUAAUGAAAAAGAAAAAGAACUAACAAUGGCUGUGGCUAAAGUGGAUGAACUAACUAGGCAACUAGAAGAUGUCCAUAAAGGACGAGGUCAUGCACAGCCUACAUCUCCAGCCUCUAUAGAACUUGAUAAACUACGAGCUGAGUUAUUAUACCGAAAUAAAUUAGGUGAACAGCAAACUGCUAGGUUAGUACAACAACGUGAGGUUCUGUCUAAAAGACAAGAGGAAAUGGCAUCCAUUGACCGUCGAAUAUCAGAAUUACAAGCUAGGUUACACAGGAAGAGGCUGCUCAACCAACAGUUGGCUAAUCAAAUCCAGGCUAACAAACCAGGCCAAAAUAACAGAUCUCUGGGUGGGCCGGGUAAACAAAUGAUGCCGUUGUGCGAUGGGAAAAUGAACGGUGGUGGUGGAAAUGUCGCGGCCAUCGAGCCGUACAAUCACAUACCAGAUGCAAUGAGCAAAAAUUCAAUAUUACGCAAGUCCGAAGAUAACAUCCUUAGCCACGCGACGGUUGACGGCGGUGACCAACAGUCAUAUGGUGUACGGUCCGGUAGGCCUGAGCUAAAGUCUCUAUCUCAGCAGCCUUUGAUCCAGAAACCUAUGGUGGAUCCAUACCAGCAACAGUAUCAGUCAUCAAAUAACAACUACAAAAUUGAACAACAGAGUAACGGUAAUCCAGGUGACCUAGCGUAUUUUGGCGGUAGCAAGUUUGACCCUAAAUACCAGACACUACCCUAUAAUACAAAAUUCUCACCAUUAACCAACUACAGUGGAAAUCAAUCAGCCCUCCUUCACCAACAACACCAGCAACAACACCAUCUUCAUUAUCAUAAUCAUCAGCAGCAGCAGCAGCAGCAACAACAACAACAACAACAACAACAACAACAACAACAACAACAACAACAACAACAACAACAGUAUCAGCAUCAUCAGCAACAACAGCAGCAGCAACAACAGAACCAGCAUCAACAGUGGUUCAAUCAGCAUGAAGACAUGUCCGAGGAUAUUAAUAGAGACCUAGUCAAUAACAAUACCAGUUUUUAUGGAGCCGAUCAAAAACUUAACGGAACGGCCCAAACUAAAAAGUCAGUUUUGUCCGGCCAAGUUCUGACAAAUGUGGGACAAAAUUUACAAAUGCAAAGUUCCAGCAGACCUAUCAACGCUCAAGUAUAUCAUACGAAACCACUUUCAUCAUCUAAUCAUACUUCUCAAAGGCCUUUAAACUAUUCGAUACACCAUCCUCCAGUUCUAGUGACUAGAAGUCAACCAGUCGGUGGAACUGGGAUAAUAAAUCAUCAGAAACCGACAAGCAGCGUGUCGCCUAUAUAUCAGACAUCUUCGACCAAAGUACAGCCGGUACAGCCUCAAGUGUUAAAUUCUGUUGCAACUAAUCAAGUAGUACCUAAAGAAUCAAAACAACCAAUUAAGUUAGCGACGGUGGUUGCGGCGGAAUCUGAUCAACAGGUCGGCGUGGACCGUGCCGGUAGCCCUUCGACCAUUGGAAAACCGGCGUUACCCCCCAAACCACCUCCGCCAAUGGUCAAAACGUGUACCCCUCCGCCCCCGCCGAGGCAAAAUGCUUAUCACCACCAUAUACCUCAGUAUCACCAGCCGGACCCAUCUUUAGAAGACGGGGGCUUAGGAGGAGCUGGCGGUGGUCGUGCGUAUUACACCGACUGCAGACCAACACCACUUCAGAAAGACCUAACGCCUCCUCCUCCGCGGAUACCCAACGGGGGCAUUGCUGGUGCAGCACCGGUCAAGUCUGGCUUUGGUAACUUGGUGGACUCGUCCGAGUCUGACAAUUCAUCGAGUUCGGCGUCUAUGCGAUCCAUGUUCGGUAGCAGUGCCAAAAAUGGCGAACAUUUGUUGGACAGCGUGAGAUCUGUAAGCAUAUCAACGACCAAAGGGACGCCUCCCCCUCCACCACCACCACCUCCUCCACCACAGUCACAACAGUUAUCUGCUAAUACAGCCACCGUGUCUCCAACCGAAACUGUGGUGGUUAAAGAUCAGCAACAGCAGCAGCCACCUCCCCACGAAGCAAAACUCCCCUCUAGACUGCCAUCACUGUUACUCAACCGAACCACUUCUUAUCCAGUGACGGAUAUCGUUGGGAGCGAUAGUAAAGUUAAUAAUAACAACCACCAAAAUCUCCUUCAUCAUCAUCAUAAUAACAUUAACAAUAACCACCAACAAAUGCAACACCGGUUGUCUGUCGCACCGCCGCAGCAGCAUCAGCAACAGCAAUCAUCACAGACUCCAUCUGUCACUACUCCCACCGUUUCUACCGUUUCUACCACGUCGACCGUCAGUCAACUAGAUCCACAGGCUACGCCGGUCGAUGAAACGGACAGAGCGCGGGCAGUUAGCGUUGCUCAGCGCAUUGACGAACUGGAAACACGUUUUGGGGGUGGAGGCAACAGUAUAGGGGUUGUUGGAUGUGGCGGGUCUUCGUCUACUGACGAUAACAGCACCAGCAACCACAGCUCUUCAUCGCCCGACUCUGGCCAAGACUCAGGCAGAGACGACAUAUCCGUGGAGUGCAGAAACAGGUUGGUGGUGCGGAAAAAGGGCAACCUCAAGGAGUCGGGCGGCAGCAUCGGUCACAAGCGCCGUGUGUCGUUCGAUCCGCUCGCAUUGCUGCUAGACGCCUCGUUGGAGGGUGAACUCGAGUUGGUUAUGCGAACCGCUGAACAAGUGGGAGACCCGAGCGCGGCUAAUGACGAAGGAAUAACUGCGCUACACAAUGCCAUAUGCGCCGGCCAUAUAGACAUUGUUAAGUUCUUAGUUAAGUUUGGCUGUGAUGUAAAUGCUCAAGACUCCGAUGGAUGGACGCCGUUACACUGUGCUGCCAGCUGUAACAACCUCGCCAUGGUCCGAUUCCUGGUGGAGCACGGGGCGUGCAUAUUUGCCACCACGUUAUCAGACCAGGAGACGGCCGCCGAGAAGUGCGAGGAGGACGAAGAGGGUUUUGAUGGAUGUUCAGAGUUUCUUUACAGCGUUCAAGAGAAGUUAGGCAUAAUGAACAAUGGUGCGGUGUAUGCGGUAUUCGGUUACGAAGCGCACAACCAGGACGAGUUGACUUUCGAUGAUGGUGACAAGAUCAUCGUACUAAGGAAGGGUGACGACACCGAACGAGAAUGGUGGUGGUCGAGGAUUGACGAUCGUGAAGGAUACGUACCACGAAAUUUGCUCGGGCUUUACCCAAGAGUGAUCGGUGACAAAAAAUCGGUGACCGAAUGACAAUCCGCUUCGGUGGUGACAGCAAUAUCAUCGGGGCCCGUCAAGAAGCUGAUUGAUUCUUGGGUCCCGCCAACAUCAUAUCAUACGACGAUAUCAUUCUUAUUAUGUUAGACUUUCUCAUAUCUAUAACGUUAUUAUAUAUUAUCAUCAUUAUUAUUUUUAUUAUUAUUAUUAUUAUUAUUAUUAUUGC
Molecule: messenger RNA, 4729 nt
Organism: Diuraphis noxia (Russian wheat aphid)
Lineage: Eukaryota; Metazoa; Arthropoda; Insecta; Hemiptera; Aphididae
Gene: ASPP
Product: Ankyrin-repeat, SH3-domain, and Proline-rich-region containing Protein
Biological process (GO): regulation of apoptotic process
Cellular component (GO): nucleus
Molecular function (GO): p53 binding
Source: RefSeq, a predicted model, not a curated record